Molecule: messenger RNA, 1655 nt
Organism: Polistes dominula (European paper wasp)
Lineage: Eukaryota; Metazoa; Arthropoda; Insecta; Hymenoptera; Vespidae
Product: cytochrome P450 305M2
Biological process (GO): xenobiotic metabolic process
Cellular component (GO): intracellular membrane-bounded organelle; cytoplasm
Molecular function (GO): iron ion binding; oxidoreductase activity, acting on paired donors, with incorporation or reduction of molecular oxygen, reduced flavin or flavoprotein as one donor, and incorporation of one atom of oxygen; steroid hydroxylase activity
Source: RefSeq, a predicted model, not a curated record
AGUUACUUACGGGCAAAGAGCCAAGUACUUUAAUUGAAUAACCAGUUAAGAUUUUGUCAAAGUGUGAUAUAAUUAAUAAAACUUUCACUACUGAUUAAAAUUAUUAAAAAAGUACUUUCAUCAAAAUGUAUGUCAGUGUAUUACUAUGGACAAUAACCAUUUUGUUAGUAAUUUUUGAGUAUAUGCAACGACGGAAACAGAAGAAAUAUCCACCAGGACCAUUUUCUUGGCCAUUAAUCGGUAGUCAAUCUCUUUUGCGAAGAUUAACUCAUAAGCAUGGUAGUCAACAUGUGGCAUUUUGGAAGCUUGCUCAAAAAUACAAAAGCGAUGUAAUAAUGUUGGGACUAGGUACGCGAAAGAUCAUAGUAGUUUCUGGCGUGAACUCCGUUCACAAAUUACUACGUAACCAUAACUUUGACGGUCGGCCUUGGAACGAAUUUAUUAAGUUACGUAAUAUGGGAAUACGAAAAGGAAUUACAAUGAACGAUGGGGAUGAAUGGAAGGAGUUACGAACGUGGGUAGUCAAAAUACUAAAAACCCUUGGAUUUGGCAAGCAAGAGAUGUCAAGGCUCAUCCAGGAUGAAAUAGUAAUAAUUAUAGAAAGUCUAAAGAACGGUGGUAUACAUCGAUUGAAGCCAAUUAUCACACCAACUGUCCUUAACGUUCUUUGGACUUUCGCAACGGGAAAACGAAUUUCUGAGUUCAAACAAUUGAAAUAUUUUAUCGAACUAAUGGAACGUCGUACUCGUACCUUCGAUUCCUCCGGAGGAACUCUGUCUAAUUUUCCUUGGAUUCGUUACAUUGCACCAGAAAUGUCGGGUUACAAUCUUCUCCUUAAAGUCAACGAUGAAUUGAAGCAAAUAUUAAUAGAUACGAUAAACGAUCACAAAGAGAAAUAUGUCCCUGGUGAAGAGAAUGAUUUGAUCGAUAUGUUCCUUCGUGAAAUGUAUUAUGAGAAACAAUUCAAUUCCAUUUUUACAGAGGAUCAGUUGCUAUUGGUACUGUUGGAUUUGUUUAUUGCUGGCAUCAAUACCACCGCGACUACCUUGGAUUUUCUUCUUCUGCACAUGGUCGUUUAUCAAGAUGUACAAAAAAAAGUCAAAGAAGAAAUAUCUUCUAAAAUAGGAUUGAUCGAGUUUCCAAAAGUGGAAGAUAAGUCCAAGCUCAAUUAUGUAGAGGCUGUUAUUACCGAGGCUCAACGUAUCUGCGGAAUAAUUCCAAUAUCUGGACCACGACGAGUUUAUGAAGAAACGGUUUUCGAAGGGUAUACCAUACCAAAAAAUGCCACUAUUCUCAUAAAUCAAUACAGCGUUCAUAUGGAUCCGGAUGCAUUUCCGAAUCCUCACGAAUUUAAACCAGAACGUUUCCUAAAGGAUGGUACAUUUCAAAUGGAUUCCAAAUUGACGCUUUUUGGCAAAGGAAACAGACGAUGUCCUGGCGAGAAAUUAGCAAAAUCCGUUAUUUUUCUUCUGUUCGUUGGUAUUAUGCAAAAGUAUACGCUACUUCCUGUACCGAACAAAGGACCUUACGUCAUCGAAAUAAUUCCAGGAUUAACACUUUCUCCAAAACCUUACGAGGUACUAGUUGUACCACAAUGAUAAAUCUUUAUGUUAUAAUAACUAUAUAAAUAAACUUCUUAUUGUUAAUUUUUAAUA